Messenger RNA from Cyprinodon variegatus (sheepshead minnow), 1173 nucleotides. RefSeq lists its product as uncharacterized. NCBI's taxonomy places the organism in Eukaryota, Metazoa, Chordata, Actinopteri, Cyprinodontiformes, Cyprinodontidae. The transcript is spliced from 6 exons. The record is from RefSeq and is a predicted model, not a curated record. The coding region runs from base 202 to 1155 and encodes 317 amino acids.
GUAAAAAGUUAAAUAGCUAUCAACUUCCCAAGAAAAUCCUCUUACAACCACCUGAAGAACAAAAAACUUUCAAGUUAGUUUUUAUGACUGUUUUUCAAGAUUUGAAUAGAUAAGUUCGAAGAGAAAUGCAACACAAAGUAGUUCUCAGCUUAAAAGAAAACCAAAUACUUUGGUAAACAAACUGGAUGGUUAUGGAAAAGGAUGGACAACGCUGCUGCAAAUAAGAACCACAUACAGUGUCCGACAUGGCUGGACCAGAGUGGCUGGUCCUCAGCCUCAUCUCAAGGACUUUCUGUUAACCUGCAAAGCAACCCUCAAAAUCUCACUCUGGGCUCUACCUCUGAUCAAAGACCGUUGUUUGGCCUUCUGGAGACGUCCCAUCAGAGCUCCGUAAGCAAUCUGAACAGCUCAACUUCCAGAAACAACAGCCUCCUAAAGGCUGCCAACAUGACCAGCAUGUUUUCGUCCAACUCAAUUUUUCAUGGCUCCGCAAUCAGCACUGCUUCUCAUGGGACGAACUUUGCCUCACCAUCUCCUUACACGUCUUCAGGUUUGGCAGCAACAAGCCAAAUGAAAACCAUCCCUCAACUUUCCCAACAAAAUCAGGGUCUGCAGGUCUGUGGGGCACAGAAUGUACAUCCUCAGCCCUCCAAUUACAAAAUGUUUCAGACUCCGGUACCUGGUCAUGGCUUAGCACACGGACUUCAAGAUCAGUCCUUUGGUCUUUCAUCAUGUGGACAAAAUGUGAACAUGCCUCAAGCGACGUUCGGGGGACAAAGUAACGACAAUAGAUACCCGAACAGUUUUAGUUCACUUACUUCCAUGGAGCAGCCUCAGUGGGUUCCUUCAUCCAGCAGUGGGGGUGCAGUCUCAUUUGUCCCCGCUAAUGUCGACAAGGCGCCAUCUCUGGAGAAAGGUUUUCCUCCUGCCACUGACGGCAACAAAAGGCGAUCCUCAAUUUUAAAUCAGCGUGCCCAGCUUCUCAAACAACUGGAAAACCUCAAUAAACUUCUCGAAUCGUUGCCUUCAGAUGACAGCAAUGAAGGGGAGCCUUCAAAUGCUGAUGCUCAGACCUGGAAUGAGAACGAAGAGGAGGAGCAGGUAGAUCUGUAUUUAUUUAACCUUCUGUUGGAUUUUUAUAAUCUUAGUUAUUGAGUUACUGCCGGGUUCAAG